GUCCGUUAUAUAACGCAAUUUCUAAUGCAAAGUUGAUCGCUGAGUAUAUAAGAACGUUUCUCCGAACGCAAAUGAUAUAUAGUUUGAUAAGGUUCCUGCAGAUCGACCGCGGAUCAUUUACUCAUCGAUGCGCACGUGAGAUCGUCACGAGUUCAUUGAAAGCCCGGAGCGAGAUGAAAGAUAGAGUUGCGUGCCAAGUAGCCAGCUCGAUUCAUUCGAGUCCUUACGCAGAGGUGCACGACGUUCCGAUGGACGUGAUUAUCAGACCUUUGCCCCCUGUGGUAAACGAGGAGAAGGUCGAAGGUUUAAUGAGCGCGUUGAAAAACUUGGAGACUGAGCAGACGGUACCACCCAUCGACGUAUUGUGGAUUAAAGGGACCGAAGGUGGCGACUACUACUACUCUUUUGGUGGCUGUCAUCGUUAUACCGCCCAUCAGCGAUUAGGUAAAGGGUCCAUUAAAGCCAAGAUAAUUCAAUCAACGUUGGCGGAUUUACGUUGUUAUCUGGGAAAUUCUACUCCGAACUUGAAGUGAUUUUAAGCAUUACGCAUAUGUCAACCGCAUACGUACAUAUGUAUACACGCGCGCACGCACACGCAUACCCCUGGUAAAAAUUCCGUUAGAAACGGAUAGAAUAUGCAUUAAAUUCUAUUUCGCGAAAACGCAUAGUAGAACAGUCAGAAACAGAUAGAAUUUAAUGCAUGUUCUAUCCGUUUCUAACGGAAUUUUUACCAGGGACACACAAGUACACACGGGGUGUCCCGAAAUAAGCGAUGGUUGAAGAGUCAUCUGUCAGUGAUCGCGAAUGUGUACGACAUCUAAUAUCAGUGCACGACACACGGACAGAAGAUUCUUUAAUCAACACAUAUGACUGGUUAUACUUUAAAGCCAUAUAUGUAUAAAAAUACCACUUUAUGCUACAAAACAGCAUGCAUUUUCAUUACUUAAUUUUUCGGAGCUUUUGCGCUGCAAUCUUAUUAUUCUCGAAUUUUGAGACACCCUUAUAUUAAGUGCAUUGCAUUAGACUUAUAUGUGAACAACAUACAUAAAUAUAUAUUUACAUAUUUUUUAUUGUUACAUUACAUUAACUUGAAGAGAAACAAUAAUGUGCAGUUAUUGAUUUCAUAAUAACAUUGCUACACACAUUACUUUGCAAAGGUAUAGGUAUAUUUACAUCGUUAUAUUUUUAUAAAUAAUAUAAUCUUUUCUAAUGAAGAUAGAAAAGCUGAGAGAUAAAAUUAAUUUUGAAUAAAACUUUUUUUAUGUAAACUACACAUGUGAUUACUUUGCUACUAUUAUGUACAAACAUUAUCCUCUACGAAUAAAGAAUAAGUUGAUCUUUCCAUAGAAAUUCAAUUUUUUGUAAAAAAUUUUAUUCUGUUUUAUUUCAAAAUAACUCUUUUGUUCUAUUUCUUAUUCUGCUGCUUUCUGAUUACUCAUUUACCAUGUAACCAUAUCAGAAUGAGAAAGCAAGUAAAAAAAACUGCAAUAUUUUUCAUAUUCUCUAUACAUAUAUGCCAUUGAAAUAAGAACUGAAAGAAAAUUGUAAAAUAAAAUACUUGCACAACGAUUUUAGAGAAAAUUGACUGUUAAACCCAUUACUUGCACAAAAGCUAAUUGAAAUAAAUCUUGAAAUAGUUUAAAAUUAAUUUUCUGUCGCACCAGAUAAUUAAUAUGUACAUACGUACAUACUUGUUAUGUAUAAAGAUAUGUGAAAUAUUUGAAAUAAAAUUUAGAAAAAACA
Vollenhovia emeryi is the source of this 1743-nucleotide messenger RNA. Its product is annotated as sulfiredoxin-1. Gene Ontology annotation, biological process: cellular response to oxidative stress. The record is from RefSeq and is a predicted model, not a curated record. The transcript has 2 exons. Bases 72 to 533 code for a protein of 153 amino acids. Gene Ontology annotation, molecular function: sulfiredoxin activity. NCBI's taxonomy places the organism in Eukaryota, Metazoa, Arthropoda, Insecta, Hymenoptera, Formicidae. Gene Ontology annotation, cellular component: cytoplasm.